AUGGAGGCUGAAGGGCCGCCCCAGGCCAGCGGCUGCUGUCCUGUGGGCCUGGGGAAGCUCCUGCCAGGCCUCUGCUUCCUUGGCUGCCUGGUGACCUACGCGUUGCUGGGUGCCGCACUCUUCUCAGUGAUUGAGGGCCGCCAGGUCCAGAGGGCAGAAGAUAACCCCGAGUUCCAGAAGUUCCUGAGUGAGCUGUGCAGAAUCCUGAACUAUACCACGACAGUUGUGGAAGAUGAAAAACUGGAAGUGCUGAAACUUCUACAGAAGGUGAAGCCCGAGUGGUGGCCCCAGACGGCAGAAGACUGGAACUUCCUUGGCGCACUCUUUUUCUGCUGCACGGUGUUGAGCACGGUGGGCUAUGGCCACAUGUUUCCUGUCACAAGGCUUGGCAGGUACCUGUGCAUGCUGUACGCCCUCUUUGGAAUCCCGCUGAUGUUCUUGGUCCUUACAGACAUAGGUGACAUCCUGGCAAGUGUUUUAUCCAAAUCUUACAAUGGGCUACGGACAGUCCCUUUCUUCCACUGUUCCCCCUUCAAGUGGUGCUCCCUACUGCACCGCAGAAGAAAGUCUGACUCCCACCCUGUGGAUGAAGCCAUCCCGCAGAUCAUUGUUAAUGAUGGAGAGCUCCCUGGCCCUAAUUCUGGCAAGCGUCCUCCAGCCCCAGGCUCCAACGCAGAGCUGUUUGAGAGAUUUGUCACCAGACAGCAAGAGAACUUGCUCCAACUGCCCCCACGUACCAUGGAGAAGAGCAGCUCGUGUCCUGAGCUGAGGCUGGGAAGACUCUCUUGCUCCAUCAUCAGCAACCUGGAUGAGGUGGGACAGGAAGUGGAGAGGCUGGACAUCCCCCUCCCCGUCAUCGCCCUUGUGAUCUUUGCCUACAUUUCCUGUGCAGCUGCCAUCUUGCCCUGCUGGGAGACUGAGAUGAACUUUGAGGAGGCCUUCUAUUUCUGUUUUGUCACACUGACCACCAUCGGCUUUGGGGAUAUUAAGUUAAAUCACCCUCACUUCUUCUUGUUCUUCUCCAUUUAUAUCAUCAUUGGGAUGGAGAUCGUGUGUAUUGCUUUCAAGUUGAUGCAAAAUAGGAUCAUUGAAAUCUACAUAAAUCUCAUGCUGUUCUUUGCCAAAAGGAAGUUUUACCACCUUGUUAAAAAGUGA
Messenger RNA from Heterocephalus glaber (naked mole-rat), 1155 nucleotides. The record is from RefSeq and is a predicted model, not a curated record. NCBI's taxonomy places the organism in Eukaryota, Metazoa, Chordata, Mammalia, Rodentia, Bathyergidae.